Messenger RNA from Lutzomyia longipalpis, 1840 nucleotides. RefSeq names its product chloride intracellular channel exc-4 (gene Clic). Bases 193 to 981 code for a protein of 262 amino acids. The transcript is spliced from 6 exons. Gene Ontology annotation, cellular component: cytoplasm; apical plasma membrane. Gene Ontology annotation, molecular function: chloride channel activity. Gene Ontology annotation, biological process: chloride transport. The record is from RefSeq and is a predicted model, not a curated record. NCBI's taxonomy places the organism in Eukaryota, Metazoa, Arthropoda, Insecta, Diptera, Psychodidae.
UUGGGAAAAUCCGUUGGUGAGCUUCAGAGGCCGUGUCGUUUUUGCUAGUGUUGGACGUGUUUUCGUCGUUGUUGCUCAAUUUCUUGGAUUAUUCCUCCUCCCUCUUGGUGUACCCCCUCGUGUUGUGUGCCCCCAAGUGCCCUGUGCUCAUUUUUUCACAAAGGAAAACCCCCUCAAGAGAUCACGUGAACCAUGUCUGAGGAAAAACAGGAGAACGGCAGUGCCAGCAAUGGUGAAGUUCCCGAGAUCGAGCUCAUUAUAAAGGCAUCCACAAUUGAUGGACGAAGAAAGGGGGCUUGCUUGUUUUGUCAGGAGUACUUUAUGGACCUCUAUCUUCUGGCAGAGUUGAAAACAAUCAGUCUAAAGGUCACAACAGUGGAUAUGCAAAAACCACCUCCAGAUUUUCGUACCAACUUCGAGGCAACACAUCCACCAAUUCUCAUUGAUAAUGGUUUAGCCAUAUUGGAGAAUGACAAAAUUGAGCGGCACAUAAUGAAAAAUAUCCCAGGUGGAUACAAUUUGUUUGUGCAGGAUAAAGAAGUGGCAACACUCAUUGAGAAUUUGUAUUCCAAAUUAAAACUAAUGCUAGUGAAAAAGGAUGAGACAAAAAAUAAUUCACUCCUGGCGCAUCUCAAGAAGAUCAAUGAUCACCUGGCGAGUCGUGAUACGCGAUUCCUCACGGGUGACACAAUGUGCUGUUUUGAUUGUGAACUCAUGCCUCGUCUGCAGCAUAUCCGAGUUGCUGGGAAGUAUUUUGUGGAUUUUGAAAUUCCCACACACCUGACAGCUCUUUGGCGCUACAUGUAUCACAUGUACCAAUUGGACGCAUUCACGCAAUCGUGCCCCGCUGACCAGGACAUUAUUAAUCACUACAAAUUGCAACAGGCUAAAGGUGAUAUCCAGAUGCUUAAAAUGAAGAAGCAUGAGGAAUUGGAGACACCAACGUUCACAACAUCAAUCCCCAUUGAUAUUUCUGAGUGAAGUUAAUUGGUAGGGAUGGAAGGAGGUAACAUUUUGGCAGUAUAGUUGGAAAAGCCGCCCCCACGCAGAGAGAGAGAGAGAGAUGGAGAAGGAGAAAGAGUAUUCCGAGAAGAAGGAAAAGAACCAUGAAAAUCUUCCAACAAUUCAGCAUUGAAAGUCUUUUUUUCAAAACAGUUAAGAAAAAGAAAAGUUUGUGUAUUUAAGUAACAAAUACAACCGCAGUUUCCUUAAUUAUCAAACAGAAAUAGAAUAUGCAGAAAGAAAAAGCUAUAAAUAUUUUAAUAUAUUAAAUUAUAAUAUGUACAUGAAAGAAGGAAAAAAAAAGCUAUUUGAUAGUAUAAAUUAUUAACAAGAUAAAAUGAAGAAAAAAAUUUUAUACCAAGAAAAUUUUCCGAUACUUUUUUUUAUACCCAAGAUAAGAAGAUUAAGAGAAAAAAAACACAAGAAACGAUAGAAAAUUACUACGACAGUGGGAAAACCUUGGAAAAUUCUUUUGUACUGUAGUUUAGCGAGGCAGAAAAAAACUAAAAUAUACAAUGAACUGAGAAAAGUAUAAAAAACAAUCAAAAAAGAUUUAUAGAAUAUAGUAAAAGAUGUACAUAAAGUUUUUUUUAAUUUUAAGGAAAAAAUGUAUUUUUUUUGAAGAAAAAAUGUUCUUUUCAUUUCUAAUAAUUAGAGAAAGAAAAUUAAUUUACUGUUUAUGUGAGAACACCGAAAAAAAUGUACUUUUCUUCCGUAGGCCUUUCAUUGAAAAAAAAAAAAACAUCUCUUGAAGAGAAUAUUUUGUCUGUUUCUUUCUCCUAUUUUUAAUUGAUACAAAAAUAUUAUUCAAAUAAAAUGGAAUUUGCCAUAAAAAAUU